Molecule: messenger RNA, 1122 nt
Organism: Portunus trituberculatus (swimming crab)
Lineage: Eukaryota; Metazoa; Arthropoda; Malacostraca; Decapoda; Portunidae
Exons: 2
Coding region: 1-1014 (337 amino acids)
Source: RefSeq, a predicted model, not a curated record
AUGGCCAAGGGUUUUUGUCAUAUCCGGCGUGCAUGUACUACAUCUGUAUAUACAUAUACAACACUCGCCAUCCGCCUUCACUACCACCACAGAGGCACCAGCUGCUCCACCAACACUAGUACUUGUCACAGUCAAGAAAUGGAGACUUCCAAGCUGUACCAGCUCCUCGAUGGACGGGUGGAGGAGAAAAGGGAUUCGGAUGGAAAGGACGGCUUCAAAAUAUAUCACAUCCAAUGGGAAGAAACAUUUGAUGCAGAAGGAGGCUUCAGAGUGUUCUCCAUCGGCCAACCCUCUAACCAGCCCACUAAGUGUGUGCUGCUGGUGGGGGUAACAGGAGCAGGAAAGACAACUUUAGUCAGUGGAGUCUUGAACAACUUCCUUGGGGUCAGCUUUGAAGACCCCUUUCGCCUACAAGUGAAAGAGGACACUGGUCGCGAGAUGACUCAGAGCCAGACAGACUUCAUUACUGUCUACACUAUUUACUACAAAGAGGGAAUGAAGCACAAGUACAAUCUGGUGCUCAUUGACUCUCCGGGCCUGGAAGACACAAGAGCAGAAGACCAGCCACGUGACAUAACACACCAAUUUGAAGAGUUUAUAGCGUCAGACCUGGGCGUUGAUGAUUUGCACUGUGUUGGCCUUGUUGCCAAAGCUACGACAAACAGGGAUCUCAAAUCUGAAAAGGCUGUACUAGAAGAAAUCAUUUCACUGCUGGGAGAAGCUGUCCCUGAAAUCACUCACAUUUUUGCAACCUUUGCUUGUGAUGAGCCUUUAGUUGAGGCUGUUGUGAAGAACGCUGGUGUCAAGUAUAAAAGCAUGUUCCAGUUUGACAACGGCAUGCUUUUCUCUCCAACUAGUGCCAAGUCUGACAAGGAACUAGCCUUUUGGUCUUACAGAUGGGACAAAAUGAGAGAGCAUUACGAUGCAUGGUUUGGAGCAUUGACUAAAGCUUUUCCUUUGAGUUUGGAACUCAUUAGAGAGAGAAAUAUUUCGAUACAUGCAAGAAGAACUUGAAGGCACAGAUAGAAAACUUAGCUGCUUCAGUAACAGAGAUGGAAAUGAAUAAGAAUGCUUACACCAAAUAUGAACAGCAAAGAGUUACAAAUAAAGACUGGAAGCAGA